AUGAGUCAUUUGAAAAUUUUCAAAUAUUUUUCCGAAAGAACUAGACAGAAAAAUGAUGAAAUACCUUCAGAUCAAUCAAGCACUAUAUCAUUACAAAAAAAAAAAUUCAAAAAGUAUUUUAAUUUUAUUAUUACGAAAACAAGGAGGAAAAAUAGAAAGCUAAAUUCAUUUCAUGGGGGAAACGAUGUGAAUUACACGUUCAAGUCGGCAGUGCACAAGGCUUAUCACAAUAUGCCCCCAGAUGUUGACAAAACUGAGGGUAACAAUAGUAAUAGUAAUAAUACUAACAGUAAUACUAACAGUAGUACUAACAGCAAUACUAACAGUAGUACUAACAGCAAUACUAACAGCAAUACUAACAGCAAUACCAACAGCAAUACCAACAGCAAUACUAACAGCAAUACUAACAGCAAUACUAACAGCAAUACCAACAGCAAUACUAACAGCAAUACUAACAGCAAUACCAACAGCAAUACUAACAGCAAUACUAACAGCAAUACUAACAGUAAUAGUAGUAAUAACCAAAGCAGUAAUAUAAAUACAGGCAGCAGUCAAAAUUUUAAGAAUAACGAAAUUAAUAAUAAAGAAUCUAAGGAUAAACGAAGUAGCCUUUGCUCAACUAAGAACAGUCACUCCAUCGAAAGAACAAAAUUAUUUAAAAUAAAUUAUGAAUUUAGUAAUAAAAAAAAAGGGAAGAUAUUUAAAAUUCCAUUUUUAAAAAUAAAUAAUAAUAAAAAUGAAAAAAGAGAAGAACACGAUUAUUUAAAGGAAAACACAAAUGGUCGACAAACUUCUGUUGAUAGCCAAAUUAAUCAUACAAAAAAUAAAUUAACAAAAAAAAAAAAAGGUUUUGACUUGAAUGGAAAGCAUCAUCGUAUGUGUAAAAUAUUCCUUAAGCAAGGAAACAGGGAAAACUCUCCUUUCAAGCGCCGUAUAAACGAAUGUAUGUUUAGUAAUAAUAUGUUCGUAUAUGCUAAAUGUUUAUCAGAUGAAGAGAAUGUGUCCAGUAAAGCACUGAACAUUAAACCGGGUGACACCAAACCGGGUGACACCAAACCGAGUGACACCAAACCGAGUGACACCAAAAAAGUGUGUAAGAGGGGUUCCAUCAACACAUUAAAUGAGGAUGACGAUAAAAAUGACAAGUGGAAUUUUGUGAACAAUUCGAAAAAGGAGCAUUCAGAUAUGGCUUCGUAUGACAGGGAUUCCUACUUUUCAAAGUUGAAGAAGGAGAUGCGCUACAAAGACAACAUGGCAAACUGCGCUAUGAAUAACAAUAGCAGCAGUAGCAGCAAUAACUUUUUAACUCUAAAUGAUAAUUGCUUGUACAUGCAAGAAGAGAAGGAAAAAACGAAAAAAAAAGAACCAAGAAAAUCAGUAUCCUUAUCAAAUGAAAAAAAGAAUGGAAUAAGACCAGAGAGUUUUAAUUUUUUAAAAGUUAUAGGGAAAGGAUCUUAUGGAAAAGUACUACUAGUUAAACAUGUUAAAAAUAAUAUGUUAUAUGCUAUGAAAAUAUUAAGAAAAGAAAAUAUUAUAUCACGAAAUCAAUUAGAACAUACGAAAAUUGAAAGAAAUGUAUUAAAAUGUGUUUCUCAUCCAUUUAUAGUUAAAUUAUAUUAUGCUUUUCAAACAUCCAAAAAAUUAUAUUUCAUAUUAGAGUAUUGUCCAGGUGGAGAAUUAUUUUUUCAUCUAUCAAAAUUAAGAGAAUUUUCGGAAGAAGUAGCUAUUUUUUAUUCAUCUGAAAUAAUCUUAGCAUUGCAAUACUUACAUGAACUAAAUAUUAUAUAUAGAGAUUUAAAACCAGAAAAUGUGUUACUAGAUGAACUUGGACAUAUUAGACUAACGGAUUUUGGACUAUCCAAAGAAGGUAUUACAGAUAAUAAUUCAGCAAAAUCGUUGUGUGGUACCCCUGAAUAUUUAGCUCCAGAAAUUAUAGAACAAACUGGACAUGGGAAAGCUGUCGAUUGGUGGAGCUUAGGAAUUAUGAUAUAUGAAAUGUUAACAGGAAAAUUACCAUUUAAUAGUACAAAUAGAAAUGUUUUAUUUGAAAGAAUUAAAUAUGAAACUUUAACUUAUCCUAGUAAUUUAUCACCUGAAGCUGUUGACUUGUUAAAAAAAUUAUUUGAAAAAAAUCCAAAAAAAAGAUUAGGGUCAGGUGCAACUGAUGCAGAAGAAAUAAAAAAUCAUCCUUUUUUUAAAAAUGUUAAUUGGGAAAAUGUACUAUAUAAAAGAGUCAAACCGCCCUUUAAACCUCCCCUAUUUAAUAAAACCGAUGUACAAAAUUUUGAUGAAGAAUUUUUGUGUAUGCCUUUGCGAUAUUCGGACAAAUUUGACAGUAAUUGGGUCUCUUUCAGUUCCAAAAAAAAUAAUUUAAUUCAAGAUUUCAAUUACAAUACGUAUGAAUAG
Molecule: messenger RNA, 2406 nt
Organism: Plasmodium malariae
Lineage: Eukaryota; Apicomplexa; Aconoidasida; Haemosporida; Plasmodiidae
Product: rac-beta serine/threonine protein kinase, putative
Exons: 2
Coding region: 1-2406 (801 amino acids)
Biological process (GO): protein phosphorylation
Molecular function (GO): protein serine/threonine kinase activity; ATP binding
Source: RefSeq, a predicted model, not a curated record